Cryptococcus wingfieldii CBS 7118 is the source of this 1119-nucleotide messenger RNA. RefSeq names its product glycerophosphodiesterase. The transcript is spliced from 8 exons. The coding region runs from base 1 to 1119 and encodes 372 amino acids. NCBI's taxonomy places the organism in Eukaryota, Fungi, Basidiomycota, Tremellomycetes, Tremellales, Cryptococcaceae. Gene Ontology annotation, molecular function: phosphoric diester hydrolase activity. The record is from RefSeq and is a predicted model, not a curated record. Gene Ontology annotation, biological process: lipid metabolic process.
AUGUCCGCCCAAGACGCCCAGCCAGUCGCUGCUCCCGACUCUACCCUCCAGACUCCCGCCCUCUCUCCCUCCAACUCUGCUGGACCAUCUCCCGCGUUCUCGACUCUUUUGCAAUCUCCCGCGGUAUCUGAAUUCAGCUUGGAGAAUGAGAAUCCGUUCGAUCGACUCUCAGCGGUCAGCAAGGAAGUCAUGCCAGAAUGCUGGGGCCACCGAGGUGCUAGUGCUUCGUUCCCCGAGAAUACCAUCGCGUCCUUUGUCGAGGCUUGCAAGGCUGGUGCCGACGGUCUCGAGACUGAUAUUCAUAUGACUACCGACAAUGUGCUCGUUAUGUUCCACGACCCCGAGCUUGAGAGGACUACCGAUGGUGAAGGGCGUAUCGAUAAGCUCCCCUGGAAGGGCGUCUUGGAACACGUGAAAACCAAGGACAAGCCCCACCAGCCCAUCCCCCAGUUCACACAAAUGAUCGAGCUUAUCCUACAGCCCGCAAACUCUCGUGUCAAGAUCAACCUUGACCUCAAAGUUGAGAACGACCCGGUACGACUGUUUGGGCUCAUCAAGAGCGUGCUCGAGAGCUAUGAAGGUUGGCAGGAAAAGUUGGCGCCGAGGAUCAUCCUUGGGAUCUGGCAUCCCAAGUUUAUCGUCCCCGCUACGACCAUCCUCCCCUACCUCCCCCGCUACGCCAUCUCCAUGGACCUCCUUCAGGCCCGUAAAUACUUCUUCACCUCCAGCCAUGGCUUCUCCAUCCACUACCCGAUGCUCGCUUCCAAUGAAGGCGCCAAAUUCCGCAAAGAAUGCAAGGCAAAUGGAAAGAAGAUCUGUGUGUGGACGGUGAAUGAUCCGGAGGAGAUGCGGAUGUGUGCGAGGUGGGGUGUGGAGAGUGUUAUCACCGAUAAGCCGGAUGUUUGGAGGGCUAUCAAGCUUGAUAUUGAGACAGAUAGGGCCAAGGCGCUUAAGCCUACGCUCCAGACUUACAUCAAGCCAUUCCUCUCCAAGAAGAAUUGGUGGUUCGACUACCAACGUCUGGCCCGUGAAGAGACCGAGUACCUCGAACGCGAAGCUGGUACUUUCGACAUCCAAGUCCCGCAUGUCGACAUGGGCAUCGCCGACCCCAACGAAUAA